Molecule: messenger RNA, 1389 nt
Organism: Cylindrotheca closterium
Lineage: Eukaryota; Bacillariophyta; Bacillariophyceae; Bacillariales; Bacillariaceae
Source: the annotation of a GenBank genome assembly
AUGUCUGGUGCAAGAGGAGGCCUUUUCGGAGCUGGUGGACGAUUCAAGGGAGGAACCGAUCCUAUCAUGGAGAAGUUCAACGAGAGUCUUUCUUUCGACAAGAGAAUGUGGGCCCAAGAUAUCAAGGGAUCCGUGGCAUACGCAAAAGCUAUUGGAAAGGUCGGCAUCAUUUCACAAGAAGAAGCAAACCAACUAGUCGAGGGUUUGGAAAAGGUUCGUCAGGAAUGGGCAAAUGGAACUUUUGAAAUCAAAGCAGGUGACGAAGAUAUCCACACCGCAAACGAACGUCGCCUCACUGAAAUUGUUGGCCCCGUCGGUGGUAAACUACACACUGGUCGCUCUCGUAACGACCAAGUUGCCACUGAUACCCGCCUAUGGACAGUCGACGCCGAACGGGAUAUUCUAAAGGACAUGGCCACUUUGUUGGAGGCCGGUGCCACAGUCGCAAAGGAAAAUAUCGAUAUUCUAAUGGCAGGAUACACGCACUUGCAGCCUGCUCAACCCAUCCGUUUCUCUCACUGGUUGAUGAGCCACAUGGCCCCAUUGAUGCGUGAUGCCCAAAGACUAAAGGAAAUGAUCCCUCGCGCCAACCAGUGUCCUCUUGGAUCUGGAGCUCUUGCUGGCAACGCAUUCGGCGUUGAUCGUGAGUUCUUGGCCAACGAACUUGGAUUUGAUGGCGUUACAUCAAACUCUCUCGACUCUGUUUGUGACCGUGAUUUCGUCGUGGAAUUCCUCAUGUGGCAUGCUCUCAUGCUCACUCACAUCAGUCAGUUCGCAGAGGAUGUCAUCAUCAACAACUUGCUAAAGGGUAUUUACAUCGACGAUGCCUAUGCCACUGGAUCUUCUCUGAUGCCUCAAAAGAAGAACCCUGAUGCCUUGGAACUUCUUCGAGGAAAGGCCGGUAUCGCCCUUGGAAGAGCCGUUGGUAUGACCGCCACCUUGAAGGGUCUUCCCCGAGCAUACAACAAGGAUUUGCAAGAAGAUAAGGUCCCAUUGUUCGAUUCUGUUGAUACUGUCAAGGAUUGCCUUGCCAUUUGCACUGGUGUCAUUUGCACCAUGAAGCCCAAGCCAGAAUACUUGAUGAAGGCCCUCAGUCCAGAAAUGCUUGCCACUGACUUGGCAGACUACCUGGUGCGAAAGGGAGUUCCAUUCCGUGAGACACACCACAUCAGUGGAGCAUGUGUCCGAUUAGCGGAAGAUACUGAAGUUGGCAUCGAUACACUUACUUUGGAACAAUUGCAAGCAAUUGACAAGCGUUUCGAAGCAGACGUGAAGGAUGUCUGGGAUUACGAAGUCAGUGUAGAAAGAAAAUGCUCCAUUGGAGGCACAGGAAAGGCGUCCGUGUUGAAGCAAAUCGACGACAUUAUUGCAUUCGCCAAGACACUUUAA